UCAGCAGAGCCCUAUCGCUGCGAGUGGCCGGUUAAGCGAGAAUUGCGAGUUGUGGGCACAUCCCGGAAUUUCGAGCCAACUUCUGGACAAUUGAACUCUUUCGACAACCCAUACACAUACCCUCCGACCAAUUUCGACAUGGCCGAUAUCGAUGUCAAGGUCGCUUCCUGGAAGCUGGUUGAGGUUGGCCGCCUGGUGCUAAUCCGCAGCGGUCCCUACGAAGGCAAGCUCGCCGCCAUCGUUGAGAUCGUGGACCACCGCCGUGUCCUGGUCGACGGUCCCUCCUCCGAGGAGAACAAGAUCGUUCCCCGUCACGUUCUUCCUCUCGCCCACGCCACCCUCACUCACUUCACCAUUCCCCAGCUCCCCCGUGCUGCCGGUACCGGUCCCGUGAAGAAGCUCUGGGCUAAGAACGAGAUUGAUGGCAAGUGGGCCAAGAGCGCCUUCGCUCAGCGCACCGACCGCUCUGAGCGCCGCAAGAACCUGUCCGACUUCGAGCGGUUCAAGGUUCUCCGCCUCCGCAAGCAGGCCCGCUACGAGGUCCAGAAGUCCUACGCCAAGGUCCGCGCUGCCAACAAGUCAUAGAUGAUUACGAGGUUUCGGUGCAUGGGUUGAAGGAGGUGUCCUGGAAGGGUUUCCAUUGCUGGUCCUCCGGCAAAACAGCUGUAUGCAUUAUCAAUGAACAGCAAAAAUGAUUCAAAAUCCUUGAUAUCCCGACAAGGGGCCUUUGUCAUCGGUUUUCUUUCCUCCGUGGACUACUUUUAUAUCCCCAAUUUAUCCACGGGAUCGUCUUUCUCUCUCCAAAAAAGAACAAAAUUAGAAGCAGGG
This is a messenger RNA of Penicillium canescens, 828 nucleotides long. Its product is annotated as 60S ribosomal eL14 domain-containing protein. Gene Ontology annotation, biological process: ribosomal large subunit biogenesis; translation. The annotation marks the transcript as partial. Gene Ontology annotation, molecular function: RNA binding; structural constituent of ribosome. Gene Ontology annotation, cellular component: ribosome; cytosolic large ribosomal subunit. The record is from RefSeq and is a predicted model, not a curated record. NCBI's taxonomy places the organism in Eukaryota, Fungi, Ascomycota, Eurotiomycetes, Eurotiales, Aspergillaceae. The transcript is spliced from 4 exons.